UCCCGGACUCCCAGACGGCAGCCGGACCGCGGCUGGCUCCCGGGAUGCCAGGCUAGGCCCCCGCAGCAGGCAGCCGGCCCCGGGAGCGGGACCCCCUCCUCCCGGCCCGGGACCCCCGUUCCGGCCGCGGCCACCUGGGCUCAUCUCGGGGACCCGGGCCCGGGAGGCGAGAGCGCGGCGGGCGCCGCGGGGGCCACGCGAGCCUGACGGAGACGGAGCCGCGAGGGCCUUCGAGCGCCAUCCCGGGCCGAUGUCCCAGGUGAGUGGCCAGCACCCCCCUCAUUGCGACGCGCCUCAUGAAGCCCCGAGCGCAGCCCCGGACCCAGCCCAGACCCCACCCCUCCUGCCUGGGCUGGAGGUAGGAACAGGACCCACUCACCCUGUGGAGGUAGUGCUGGAAGAGGGCUUCCUGGAGGAGGCGGCACCCUCCAUGCCCCAAGGCAAUGACCCUGGGGCCCCCCAGGUCCUGGACAGCACUGACCUCGAUGUCCCCACAGAAGCUGUGACACGCCAGCCUCAGGGGAACACCUUGGGCUGCACCCCACUACUGGCAAAUGGCUCUGGCCACCCCUCGGAGCCGGGCGGUGCCAGGCGAGCGGGGAACGGUGCCCUGGGUGGCCCCAAGGCCCACCGGAAGUUGCAGGCUCACCCGUCUCUCGCCAGCCAGGGCAGUAAGAAGAGCAAGGGCAGCACCAAGUCUGCUGCCUCCCAGAUCCCUCUCCAGGCGCAGGAAGACUGCUGCGUCCACUGCAUCCUGUCCUGCCUGUUCUGCGAGUUCCUGACGCUGUGCAACAUCGUCCUGGACUGCGCCACCUGCGGCUCCUGCAGCUCCGAGGACUCGUGCCUCUGCUGCUGCUGCUGCGGCUCCGGCGAGUGCGCCGACUGCGACCUGCCCUGCGACCUGGACUGCGGCAUCCUGGACGCCUGCUGCGAGUCCGCCGACUGCCUGGAGAUCUGCAUGGAGUGCUGCGGGCUGUGCUUCUCCUCCUGACUCGCCGGGUUCCGCAGGGUCGUCCUAGGGGAGCCGGCCCAGGGGCUGCCACACAAAGCUUGAUCAGCCCCCUCCCCUUGGUCCUCCCUCCUCCACCCAGUGACCUCUCAGAACCCAGCCCGGUGUGAAGGGGGGCGCCCCGGAGGACACCUCAGUCACGGGAGCUCGGCCCACUGCAGAGAGCCCGUCCUCCUGCUGGUUACCGAGGACCUGGGAGGAGAGGGUUAGAGUGGGAACCGCUCCUGGCCCAGCUGCCAGGGCCGCGGAACACUGUGAAAGCUGGGGGAGGGGCAGGAACGUGGGGAGGCGGAGCUGCGCGCUUCUCUACCUCUCUGCUCCCGGUGCCCGCCCCCCUCCCCCCCCCCCCGCUGCCGCCCGGGGCGUAGAGCACAGCAAAAUGUGAAAAGAGACACCCCACCCUGCCCGCAGCCAAGCCCCUCCCUGGUCUCCUUUCCUGGGCUUUUGGGGGUGGGGUGCUGACCCAUGUAGUGACCCCAGCGCAAAGCAGGGCUGGGCUUGGACCUGGGACAGGGCGGGAGGGGGGAACGGUAUAGAAAAGACUGGAAGGGGCGAGGGAAGGAAUG
Molecule: messenger RNA, 1575 nt
Organism: Artibeus jamaicensis (Jamaican fruit-eating bat)
Lineage: Eukaryota; Metazoa; Chordata; Mammalia; Chiroptera; Phyllostomidae
Gene: MDFI
Product: MyoD family inhibitor
Exons: 5
Coding region: 251-991 (246 amino acids)
Source: RefSeq, a predicted model, not a curated record